AUGGACUGGUUCAGGCAAGCAAAGGCCAACAGGCCGUUUACCAUACUCCCCAGCACCUCUUCUGGAAGGUUGACCCUGUCUGGAGAGAAUCAUCGUCGUCUGAAGACUGAGAUCUCUAGGAUGAAGGAGAAUCUGAGGUUCAUGAAGAGAAUGUUGGCUGUUCCAGCUCUGCUGCUGACCACUCUGGAGGAGAUGAACCCACAAGAGCUGAAGACAUUUCAGUCUUUCCUGACUAGUGGCCUGCUGCCUGACUGUCCUCCCAUCCCAGAGAGUCAGCUGGAGAACGCUGACAUACAGGUCAUAGUGGGUCAGAUGGUGAAGACAUACGGCCCUGAGAGAGCUGUGGAGAUCACACUGAGGAUCCUGAGGGGGAUGAAGCGGGUAGACCUAGCAGAGAAGUUAGAGACAGAUCACAGAGGAGGUACUGCCUCAACCUCUCACCUGCCCUUAUUCCCACCGAGGCCCCGAUCCGUCCUCUCCCCUGUGGGGUUACCCCCCAUUUCCCCCCUUCUCUCCAGAUCCUCCCCCUCCUUUGGCUCGUCUAAGGAGUUGUUGUGGUUAACUUCUGCUGGUAGCUCAGGACAGUUCAGGUCACAGGAAACCCCAAAGCUGGAGAUGGACUGUCCUCCCAUCCUAGACAUCCCACUGGAGAUGGCUAACAGUGUCAACACAGAGGUAGCUGUGAACACCCAGGAGAACAUCCAGAGGAUGGACGAGGAGUUGGGAAGAGAAAGGGGUUCUCCUCUCUUCCUGGAACACCAUCACAUGAGUUCUCCAGAUGAAUUUACACCUGAAAUCCACGAUCAGGACAACAGGAGAGAAUACCAGUUCCAGUGCCCCAGUGCAGGUAUGUUCCAGUGCAGUAUAACAGGCCUGGUGUUUAGGAUGGAGGGAGAGGGAGAGGUGCUCUAUAGGACAGUCCCCUGGGACAGGAGGCUUCUAGCCCAGAGAGGCAAGAGACCUGCAGGACCCCUAUUCAAGUUUACAUGCCUUAAGGGGUCUGUCUGUCAACUACACCUCCCACACUGUGAGAUUCAUUCUGAGGGUGGAUGUGACUUCCUGUCUGUAGCCCAUGUGACUGAUGAUGACAGUACGGAGUUUCUCCAUCCCCAUGAGACAACAGAAACUCAUGUCAUAUUAAACAUCAAUGGAUUCAGCAAAUAUGGCAUCACCAAGGAUAAGGAAGCUCCUGUCUCUCCUAUCCGUGGUCUGGUGCUACUAUUUUACCAACUCCCAGAUGAUACAAAUAAUUCUACCCUAAAUGUGUUGUUGCUGCCUAGAAAUGUUGACAUUGAUGAGGUGUGUAAGACAAGGAGGAGAAGGAAUGGAGACAGAGAAAUCUACAUUGAAAGAAAUCCCAACUGUAGACUAACCCCGGACCAAGAAUACACCCUCUCCACCGAUCUUACAGAUGAACAUCACAUAGAUCCAGAGGAUGCAGAGUUUGUGGAUUAUGAUUCCUAUACAAACUACAUGCCAACAUUUCAGUUGGAUUUACAAACUGUUAUUAAAAAAGUGAAUCUUCUUCUGAAAGAACAUGACGGUCCUGAAAAUGAACGUGUAUGGAACCGCCUUGUUUCACUACCAGCCUCACCAACAGAAGUGAAGUCUACAGUUACACCACAUGGUGGCGCUACAGCAGGGACAACAACAAAUGUUUCUUAUCUGCUGCUGGGCACUCUGGCAGAGCUGGUUUCAGAACAGCUGGAGACAUUCCAGUGGCACCUUAGUCAGGGAGUGGAGGAUUUUCCUUCAAUCCCAAAGAGCCAGUUGGAGAACGCUACCAGACUGGCCACAGUGGAUAUGAUGGUGCAGCGAUACCUUGACGACGGCACUGUGAAGAUCACACUAGAGAUCCUGAGGGAGAUGGGCCAGAACAAACUGGCUAUUGAGUUAAAGGAGAAGUUGACAAAUGAAUGUCUGAAUGUGCAGCCUCAACACAACAUGAGUGAACAAUGAAUUACAUUCCCAAGGAGGGGAGAGGAAGGGGGUCACAGUUAACUUCGGGGGUUCUGUGCCAUAGUGUGAAACAUUACGAGUUUUUCGAAUGCAGAUCAUGUAAUGUUUACAAAGGACAUCAAACAUUUUCACACCACAUGAAAAGUUAAGGAUGUCUUAUCUAACAAGAUAGGCUAUCUGCAACAUUGUGAAAGUUUAACGGUCUUGAAUGAGCCCCAGGUCUCAGGCAAGGUGACAUCACUGUGAGGCUAAUGUCUACCAGACAACCUACCUGUGUUACUCUGGUACACUGGUUUCAGACUACAAGAUCAGAGACUCUAUUCUUUAUAGUCUCCCAAUAUAAAAAAAUCAUAUUUUUACAUAUCUGUACAUUGAAGAAUUAUCAGGAACAUUGUGAAUGUUUAAUCAUCUUGGUCAGGUCUCAGGCAAGGUGACAUCACUGAGAAUAUAAUCUAUCAACAACUUGAUUGUGCUACUCUGGUGCACUGGCAGCUGACUACAAGAUCAGGGACUGUUUUAAUGUUGUGACACAACAUUUUUUAUAUCUGUACAUAGUACAGAAGUUUAUAUAAUGAUAUU
Coregonus clupeaformis (lake whitefish) is the source of this 2538-nucleotide messenger RNA. RefSeq lists its product as uncharacterized. The transcript has 15 exons. Lineage: Eukaryota; Metazoa; Chordata; Actinopteri; Salmoniformes; Salmonidae. The coding region runs from base 1 to 1959 and encodes 652 amino acids. The record is from RefSeq and is a predicted model, not a curated record.